Messenger RNA from Ictalurus furcatus (blue catfish), 2530 nucleotides. Its product is annotated as SUN domain-containing protein 2-like. Gene Ontology annotation, biological process: nuclear envelope organization. NCBI's taxonomy places the organism in Eukaryota, Metazoa, Chordata, Actinopteri, Siluriformes, Ictaluridae. The record is from RefSeq and is a predicted model, not a curated record. The transcript has 13 exons. Gene Ontology annotation, molecular function: protein-membrane adaptor activity. Gene Ontology annotation, cellular component: nuclear envelope; meiotic nuclear membrane microtubule tethering complex. The coding region runs from base 99 to 1211 and encodes 370 amino acids.
CGAAGCUAUGGUUACAUGGAAUUCUCAUGACAUCACAGAACUUUGGUUCCCCUUUUGUUCAUUCCGUAGUUUCACAAACAGAAUGACAGAGUAUCUCAAUGUUUCAAUGCAACCAGAAAGCAGCAAAUCAGGGUAAAGAAAUGUUACACUGCAGUCCCAGAUUACUCGCAAAUGGGUACUAUAAUCCCAAGGUCCCCACAAUUCGACAGAUCUGCUAUAAGGAGACCCCCAUCAGUAUCUUCAAGAAAAGGAAAGGGAAGUGCAGAGUGGGCGGGGCCUGUCACAACUUAAUUAGCGAAUUUAACAUGUGUGAUUUCCCGAGCCUGGAAAAACAAGGUCCCAUGGUGACAUCUGAAAUAUCUCCUCAGCAUGCUUCCCCACCCAGCAGAUGUUUUUUAGUUGUGAGGAAGAUGGUUCUUCUUCCCCUCCUCCUCUGCCUGCUGGGGUUUGGUGUUUGGUUUUGCUACAUGAGUGUUACUAAACAGCUGUUUCAGCCUGCAGAAUAUUUGACACAGGCCACAUAUAUACGGAAUCAAGCAGAUCUGCUUGAAGAGAUCAAGUUCCUGAAACUGACAAUAAGAAAUCAGAGUCUAGAACAAAAGGAAGAGUUCCAGAAACUGGCGAUAAGACAACAGAGGCUAGAACAAAAGGAUGUUGAAGAACUCAUACGCAGAUCUCUCAGCCGUUACCGAGCUGAUGGUAUUGGAAUGGCAGACUACGCGCUGGAGUCUAUAGGCGCCGCUGUGAUAGCCAGUACAGAGACCCAUAAAACUAAAUACUGCAAAGUGUUUGGCAUCAGUGUAUGGUGCAACAACAAUGGCCCUGAAACAGCUAUACAGCCGGAGGUCUCCCCUGGUAAGUGUUGGGGAUUUAAAGGUCAUCAAGGUUUCCUGCUCAUCUCUCUGCCCUACUAUGUAUGCAUCACCCACGUGACCCUGGAGCACCUGCCCCGAGUGCUCUCACCCAAAGGCCACAUUGGAAGCGCGCCAAGAGACUUUGCAGUUUAUGGAAAGGUUAACAAGAAAGAUGGAGGGAAACUUCUUGGAGAAUUCACUUAUGACUACGAUGGAGAACCGAUCCAGACCUUCGAAAUUUCGAACUCUUCGAAUGAGGCUUAUGGACUGGUGGAGCUGAGGAUCCUCAGUAAUUGGGGUCACCCUGAAUACACCUGUGUGUAUCGCUUUAGGGUCCACAGCCAGCCUGUCUGGUAAAAAAGGAAAGCUACAAUCAAAGGUUCAAACAAAAAUCCCAAAUAUAAUACAAAAUGAAAAUUUUAAUUUAUAUAUAUCUCAAAAUCAAUCAAAAUAAAAUAUAUUAAAAUAAAAUAUAUCAAAAUCCGUUGUCACCCAGAUGAGGAUAGGGCUGCACAAUUAUGGCUAAAAUGAUAAUCCCGAUUAUUUUGAUCAAUAUUGAGAUCUCGAUUAUUUAUCACGAUUAUUCAUUGAUUUUAGGGACAACAUUUUUAUUGCAUUUUCACAUUUAAAUAAACAGACCACUGCUUUCACCUCCAUGUUGUGCUACAUUCCUGCUAAUGUACAAAUCUUUGCAUGAAAUUAGACUGAUCCUUAAAGUGCAUCAUCUCGUAGAAGCAAAAUAUAAAUAAAAUUGUACCCAAAAUAUAGGAUAAGUAAAAAUAAAAAUACCAUCAACCAAAUGAAAAUAUGCAUCAAAUAUAAUGCAUCAAAUAUAAACAACCAAAUGAAAACAAUUCAGGUGUAUGCAGAAAAGGUAAUGAUGUUUACAGGAGGAGAGACGCAGACAAAUCACUCCAUAGAGUGGUGACACGGGUGACGUCAUUUUGUACCGAAAUCCAGAAGUUAUCAUCACACCGGUUCCCUCGACAAAAACCCAAUAGGAUUUUCCCAUAGGCUUUUGGAUUAUUGCAAAAAAAAAAAAACAAGCUCUGUGAUCAACAAAAAUUUACAACACUAACACGUUCUGUCCAUCAAGAUAAUUUUCACAAAUCAACACAACGUUUAUGAAGUUUGAAGCCUAAAUCCAAUUGGCAGAAAUAAAAAGCUAACCGUACGCUAUAAACAAACUACACCACGGUUGCUUGACUUCAACAUCACCAUCACCAAGCUUCCGACUACUUCUCCAAACUUGAUUUAAAACAUUUUCCAUAAUACGGAUUUCUCUGUUCAUCCACGUUUUUUUGGGGGGAAAUUGAGAACCAGUUUCAGGGCCUUAUGGUAACAAUUUGUUGACAAUUACAAAAAUUUUGGAGCACAGUUGAAGUUUAGGUUUAUUAUUAUUAUUAUUAUUAUUAUUAUUAUUAUUAUUAUUAUUAUUAUUUUAGAGAUGGUAACGUUAAUGUGCCACAAUAAAACACACGAGUAGGCAUGAGAAAACUUGAGCUUGUCAAUUAUGACAGAAUUUAGGAACAUAGUGUGAGCCAUGACACAUUAAUUUACCUUCUGAUAAACUAAAUUUAAUAUUUUCAGUUAAUUUUACAGACUGUAUGCAAAAAAAAAACCCUGUUAACCUGUUCUACCUUGUAAACAAAUACAAUAAACCUCAAUGUUCAGUC